GUUUGAAGAGCUCCUGAAUUCACUGUAACUCUCAGGGUCAAAUCACUUGUAGAGGAUGGGCACUGUAUUGGAUUCCCAUUUCUUGGCCCUAACUGCCAUUGUCACUGUGGGAUAUCAGUUCCUCUUCUUUGUAAUCACGGCCAUUUUCAAGUUUGAUAAGGUCACUGAUUUUGCAGGAAGUACAAAUUUCGUGAUACUCAGUGUAUUGACCUUGAUAUUAAAAGGAUCAUGGCAUUUUAGACAGGUAAUCUUGACCAUAUUAGUGGUGAUAUGGGGCCUCCGUUUGGCAUCUUUCUUGUUGUUGAGGAUUCUGCAAUGGGGUGAAGACCGUCGUUUUGAUGAAAUGCGCAAGGACUUGGGGAAGUUAGCUGUUUUUUGGACAUUUCAGGCUGUCUGGGUAUGGACUGUGAGUCUUCCAGUAACAAUUGUGAACGCCAGUGACCGAAAUCCAAGUCUUAAUCCUCAAGAUAUUAUUGGGUGGGUUAUGUGGUCUGUGGGCAUAACAGCUGAGGCAUUCUCAGAUCAGCAAAAGCUACGGUUCAAGAACUCUCCAGAUAACCGAGGAAAGUGGUGCACUGCAGGUCUCUGGAGAUAUUCCCGCCAUCCGAACUACUUUGGUGAGGUUCUACUUUGGUGGGGCAUUUUUGUGGCAUCUACUCCUGUGCUAGAAGGAGCUGAAUGGCUUAUUAUUCUAGGACCAACCUUCCUAACAUUGCUGCUGCUUUUCAUCAGUGGCAUCCCACUACUUGAGGAUUCAGCUGAUAAGCGCUUUGGGAGCUCAGCAGAAUACCUUCACUAUAAAAGGACGACUAGCCCCUUCUUUCCAUUGCCACCUUUUGUAUAUGGGAAUUUGCCGGCCUCGUUGAAGAAGUUUCUUCUCUUUGAGUUUCCUUUCUAUAGCCGGAACCUUCCUCAGGGUUGAUCUUGCUGGUCAGGUGUACAGAUCACAAAUUAAACAAAAGUUGCUGAAAAAAAAAGAGCCAAAACCACGAUGCACUCAAGUUUGCAAAAAUGAGUUUGGCUGGACUUUGUACCUGUGCAUCCUAACCUUUUUGCUCCACCUUCUUUGUUCCUUCACUCUUUCCUUCUCUCUGUAAAUUGUUACCCCCCUUUCUAUGAUGUUCAUAUUGUCCUUUCAUUUAAAGUAAUCUCCAGAGCAUCCCUUUAGGUCCUUGCCUUAGCCAACUCAUCACAUUACUUGUGUUGAAUAGGUCUAUGUAUGGUUGUAACCUUAUUUGUAAAAAUAAAGUUGCAGUAAUCUACAUCAUUCAUUUUAUUUGGCUGGUGUAGAUUUGAUACUAUCUAACAAAAUAUGCUACUUUUUGGCACUGGUUUAGAAGACGUGUCACCGUCCAACUAAAAUGGACAGUGUAAAAUAUCGCGACCGUACUUCUAAAAUUAAGCUUGAAACCUUUUAUAAAUUGCACAUAAUCAAACAAAAAUCUCUCUUCCUCCUACUUCACUUCUUAUGUUGUCUAAAAUCUGCAUCCAAACCCAAGGAACCUUAUGUAUAUUCUUGCACCAAUUGUUUAUAUUGGUCUAUUCACCUUCAAUGAUUACCCUUCUUCAUGAAGGGGGAAUACUUAAAACCCCUUGCCCAAGAACUUUUAAUUCUGCUUCACUGGAUGAGGUUGCUUAAUGGGCCCGAGAAGGUUAAUAGAGUGUUCCCCCUUUCAUCUUGAACCGGACCCUAUGCACUAGUCAACCUAUCAAAAUUAAGCUUGAUCUAACCCUGCGGAGGCAGUAGUCGAGUAUUUCGUUUGUGAAACUUCUUGACCCUCAUUUGUGCCCUUGAAUUCCUCUCUCAUCAUUGCUCAAGUAGCAAUGGUUGUUUGUAUCUUCCAUUUGACAUAGUCCCAAUUAGAAUCCUCGAACUGCUCUGAUGGUUCUUUCUUUCGAAAUGUGCCAAAAGGUAGUUGUGAUUGCAUUCUCUGUACUUAUAAGCCUAUUUUAGGGAAUGGUGGGGAAAACCAAACCUUCUCUCUCUAUCUCUCCAUUAUUUUUAAGAUGUGUGCGAGUAUGCAUGCAUUUGUGCAUGUCUGCAAGCACAUCUCAUAAUACACCGCUCAUCAUUUUCUUAUGUUGAGCUAGAUACAAUUAUUUAUUUAUUUAUUCUUUUAUUUUUUUUCUCCAAUGCAUCUACAAUAUAACUUAUGUUUGUUGAUUAGAAAUGAAUGUUUGCAUGUGUUAUAUAUCUGAAAUUUUGCAAAGGAAUGCGACGAUGGGAGUGUUACAUAGACACGAGCAUGAGUGUCAGUGUCUCGUACAUAUUCGGAGUGUCCAAUAUUUCAUCAAAAAGGCCAACACGGCAAGCAUGUCCACAAAAAUAUUUAUGAUUAAGAAAUAGCUUUAUAUUUUAAAAGUUCAGAAAGUUAUUUACAUGAAGUUAUUGUUUUCGUAUCAAUAAAGUAGACCAUCAUCACUUUGUAUAGGAGACUGGAGAUGGAACGCCAAGUAUCGCAUUUUACGUCUUCUAUUUUAUAUUAAAUAACACUUGUUAUGUAUAUAACUACCCAAAAAAACACUUAUGUAUAUUAAUAACUUUUCACACAUCGUGUAGACCUAAACUUGGGGUUUGCAGUUAUUCUUUAUAGCCUGAAUUUCAUACUACAAAAUAUUAAAGAAUUAAGCCAUGUAUGAAUUUAAAUUAAAAAAGGGUGCGGUUUUUAUAAAUUUGCAACCUUAUUUGGAGAAAUAAGGCUGCAGUACUCUUGAUCGUCCAUUUUAUUUGGAUGGUGUAUAUGUGAUACAUCUUUAAGACAAUGUUAAUACAUGACACAUCUUUUAAGACAAUGUUAAUACAGGACACAUCUUUUAAGACAAUGUUAAUACAUGACACAUCUUUUAAGACAAUGUUAAUACAUGACACAUCUUUUAAGAUAGUGUCCAAUCUACACUGUCCAAAUAAAAUGUACAAUCUAAAUUAAUGAAAUAUUAUUUUUACAAAUAAAGUUACAAAUGAGGUUGUAACUUUAUAUAAACUUUUUCGUUAAAGAAUUUAGCCAUAUAAAAAGUAUUUCCCAUGACAGAAAUCAAACUCGAAAGAUUUAACAUAUCAAUGCCCACUCUACCACAUGGACCAUGGUGCAUUUAUCGUAAGACUAUGCAAGAAACUUUUAUAUAUGGUGCCUAUAUAUACUAAAAAAAGGGGUUGUCUUUAAGGAGGUUACAAUCAUUCUUGUCCCUUAGAUUUCAAAAUAGGUGGUUGUAAGAGUGUCAUUGAUUAGAUAUAGUUACAAAAAUAAAAUUCUCGGACUAUGUGACUCAUUUCAAGCCAUCCAAUUUGACAUCUUAAUGAGUAAAAAUGGUUGUGACCUUUUGUACAAAAGAUAAAUGGUCUCUUCAUAGACAAUUUCAAAAAAAAAAAAAAAAAAA
This is a messenger RNA of Amborella trichopoda, 3375 nucleotides long. NCBI's taxonomy places the organism in Eukaryota, Viridiplantae, Streptophyta, Magnoliopsida, Amborellales, Amborellaceae. The record is from RefSeq and is a predicted model, not a curated record.